Molecule: messenger RNA, 1798 nt
Organism: Ciona intestinalis (vase tunicate)
Lineage: Eukaryota; Metazoa; Chordata; Ascidiacea; Phlebobranchia; Cionidae
Source: RefSeq, a predicted model, not a curated record
UUUAACAAAGUUGGCGCUUUAAACAAAAUUUUCUGUAGUGUGAAUCUAGUAUACAGAAAUGAGACCGAUUUUUGCUCGAGUAAUUCGUUCAAAUUUUGAACCGUGCACAAAAUUGUUCCGUAUGUACGGAAAAUCUCGGCCAAAUUCAAAAGAAACAGCUUUGCAUAUUCCUGUUAUGGCUGAGGAACUUGUUAGUGGGCUUAAUAUUAAACGUGGUGACGUAAUUAUCGAUAUGACGUUUGGUGCUGGAGGUCACACAAAGUUCAUCAUGGAAAAUUACAAACAUUGUAAAGUUAUUGCGCUCGAUAGAGACGAAAAAGCGUUUGAGAUUGCACAAGAUUUGUCAAAGAAAUUUAAAGGACGCAUCAUCCCAUUACUCGGAAAAUUUUCCGAACUUGACAAACUUUUAUCAGACCAUGGUAUCGUGGAAAACUCGCUAAACGCCGUGCUGCUAGAUGCCGGUUGCUCAUCCAUGCAGUUCGAUCAACCGGAACGAGGGUUUUCUCUGGUUAGGGACGGCCCCCUGGACAUGAGAAUGGAUGGGAACAGGUCAGAAGGUCAAAUCACAGCAGCGGAUGUCGUCAACAAUUUGGAUGAAGAGGAACUGACAGAAAUUAUUUAUAAAUAUGGUGACGAACGAAACGCUCGAAACAUCUCGUCUUCAAUCAUCGAGAAUCGGCCGAUAUCGACGACACUCGAGUUGGCUCGCGUUGUAUCGAUGGCGUUCUCGCAAACAUCGGAUGUUUUCAGGGUAGAUUCGCUUGGUAGAAGAUGUCACAUCGCCACUAAAACCUUCAUGGCGAUUCGUAUUUUCGUGAACGAUGAGUUAAAUGAGAUUUGUCACGGGAUUAAAACAUCGGAGAAAUAUUUAAUGAACGGGGGCAAGAUGGGUGUCAUCACUUUUCACUCGUUGGAGGAUCGUGUCGUGAAGAGAAUGUUGAAACAAAUUGAGAUUUCCAAACCUUUCAAUGUUAAGAUGGGAGUCGGGAAGAGAUCCAAAACUGAGCGACGAUAUUGGAAACGAGAGCAAUCUCUGCUGCUCCCUAGUGGUGAAGAAAUUGAACAAAACCCGAGAUCACGUUCGGCGAAACUAAGGAUAGCUACGAGGUGUAGAGAUGGUUAGUGUGGAGGGUAUGAGGUUCAAGGCCCAAGGCUGGUACUUACUGUGGUUGAGGUAUAGUGAUGUGGAAGCUAGGCAGAGAUCCAGAUAAAGAGAGUUAUUUUAUGCUGUUAUUAUAUGCUGCUAGGUAAAGGGGGCUUUUAUAGGAUGAAUUUAAAUUCAAAAAGCCAAAUCCUGAUAAAAAAACAAAUAAUUAUAUGCUGUUCCGUAGGUAUGAAGACAAUUUUGUGCGUUAUUAUAUGCUGCUAGGUAAAGGGGCAAUUUGAUAUUGCACAAACAGUAUACUUUAUUACAUAGAAACCUAUGAAAACAGUUUAUCUGGCUUUUAUAUGAUGAAUUUAAAUUCACAAGGCCAAAUCCUGAUAAAAAAACAAAAAAUUAUAUGCUGCUCUGUAGGUAUGAAGACAAUUUUAUAUUGCACAAACAGUAUACAUGAUUACAUUGGCACCUAUGAAAACAGUUUAUCUGACUUUUAUAUGAUGAGUUUAAAUUCAAAAAGAUGAUUUGACAGUCAUUAUAACACAGGUGUUCUGAAUUUAAAUUCAAAAAGGCGAUUUGUCUUUACCAUUUGUGUAAAAUGUGAAGUUUUGAGUUGUUUUAUUUUUUAUCUGAUUAUCUGUUACACUUUGUUACCACAGCAUACUCCAUAAGCCGCUACAAUACAAAAUGUUUCUGAAA